CAGAUUCUGUCGUUCUCUUCUUCCUCCUCGCAAGAUUUAAUUCCCAUCUUUAAAUCCCGCCACCGGCCACUCUCAUCCGUUUGUUGGUUGAUUGAGGAGGCUGGGUAGCUAGGGCCUGCAAAUGGAGGAGGAGGAGGAGACAGGGAGGAUGAGGGUGCAGCAGCACGUGACGGCGGCGGAGGGAGGAGGAAAGAAGGCGAAGAGGAAGCGGGGGAAGGUGGAGCUGAGGAGGAUAGAGGACCGGACGAGCCGGCAGGUGCGAUUCUCCAAGCGGCGGAGCGGGCUGUUCAAGAAGGCCUUCGAGCUCUCCGUGCUGUGUGACGUCGAGGUCGCGCUUGUCGUCUUCUCCCCCGCCGGCCGCCUCUACGAGUUCGUCUCCUCCAAUACCAGUGUUGAGGAAAUUUUUGGUCGAUGUCGGGGCCUUUCCAACACGGUAAUCGAUCUAAAUAUUGACCCACGAGAUUCUGGAGUUGAUUACAAUAUGAAGCAAAAAUUACAGAGUUGGAUGGAGGGACAUUCCCUUGGAUUAUUAUUUUACUAUGAAGAUCGAGGAAGUUGCACUUAUAACCUCUUAUUGCUUGAUCUGAAUAAGCAGUCAGUUCCAGACGCAGUAUCUGAGUUAAAUCACUUUGCUGAAUGUUUCAGGUCCCUGGAGUUAGAUGUCAACGAGAUGAGCAUGCCUGAACUAAGGAAAUUUGAGGAAAUUGUUACUGAAACUUUGGCAGUUAUUAAGAGCAAACUGAUGACGAAGAUGGCUGAGUUCACCCAAACCGAGAGAAAUCCGCGGAAGACAGGACAGAAUAAUUUGGGCUCACAGUCAGAAAAUGAGUGAGAAUGUGAGGAGAUGCUGGAGGCGAUGGGAGGUAUACGACUAUAUCUAGCAACAAGUUCACAGCUCCAACAAAACGUCCAAACCUGCGGUGUUCGCCAUCCGGUUUACCUAGCUGGGCUUCAUGCUUACUAAUUGGAGAGAUGUUCUCUUCCAUUAUCUACAGAAAUUGCCGAUUGUAUUUUCCAGCGAACCAACACGGACUCUGCUAUUUAUUGUGAAAAAGAAUCAAGAACUUCAAACCCAAGUAUCGUCUUGUAUCUAAAACUGGUUAAUUUGGGUUCAUGUGCCUGCAUGUGUAGGCCUUCUUUAAUUUACUUGUUGAUGGCGGAAAACUAGCAGUCAGAUUGAGAAUGCAAUGUGAUUUUGCUUA
Molecule: messenger RNA, 1202 nt
Organism: Lolium perenne
Lineage: Eukaryota; Viridiplantae; Streptophyta; Magnoliopsida; Poales; Poaceae
Product: MADS-box transcription factor 51
Biological process (GO): positive regulation of transcription by RNA polymerase II
Molecular function (GO): RNA polymerase II transcription regulatory region sequence-specific DNA binding; protein dimerization activity
Source: RefSeq, a predicted model, not a curated record